AUGAAAUCAACUGCGGAAUCACCACACAAAAAGGAGAACGGCGAAGAGAGCAUGAGCAUGGGUGAACCUUAUAAGCCAGAUGAAGAACUACAGGCGAUGGAAGCUUACCUUAACUCCCAUCCUAAGAGCAGUUUUGUCAACAGGUACCCAAUUCCACUAUAUGCUCAACCAGACCAAUUGUACCUUGAGAAUUGUGUGCUGCCUCUGCUAUUGUGUGGGCUUCGGGAACUUGCUAAGAUACAGCCCCCGGACCCAUUGGGAUUCUUGGGGGCUUACCUGCUCUCCAACAACCCACAGCGUGCGAAUAGUGCUGCCUCUAAUACUGAUUUGCCAUUCUUUCCCGAACGACGUAAUUCUAAAAAAGACGAGAUGGAGGCUAGUGUUUCCAUGCAAGCGAUUUCCUCAUCAGGUAAUUCAGCCGUCCCUCUACGGGGACGGUUAGCACAUACCGCUGCAUCUAAGUUUGCCUCAUCCACGCGGCUGGACGCUUAA
Messenger RNA from Phytomonas sp. Hart1, 492 nucleotides. Lineage: Eukaryota; Euglenozoa; Kinetoplastea; Trypanosomatida; Trypanosomatidae. The record is from the annotation of a GenBank genome assembly.